AUGGCCUCUUCGUCUCAGCUCACAAUUAAUACCGGCACACCUCUCACUGAUGCAAAGGAUUAUCGCAUGAUCGUUGGGAGUCUUCAGUAUCUUGGGUUCACACGACCUGACAUUGCCUUUCCCAUCAAUCGCCUCUCUCAGUUUAUGCACAGGCCAACGAAUGCACACUGGCAAGCCGUGAAACGGGUAUUGCGGUAUCUUGCGGGCACUUCUACUCUAGGGAUCUUCCUUCAUCGUGAUGUUCCUCUUACUGUCCAUGCAUUCUCGGAUGUGGAUUGGGGUCGCGACAAGGCUACCUAUGUUUCUACGAACGCCUAUACUGUCUAUUUUGGUGGAAGUCCAGUCUCAUGGUCAUCCAAGAAACAGAGGAGUGUCUCGCGGUCGUCAACUGAGGCAGAGUAUCGCGUUGUUGCCAACACCGCCUCUGAGUUACGCUGGAUCUGUUCACUACUUCAUGAGUUGGGCGUCACUCUUCCGCUUGCUCCGGUAAUUUAUUGUGACAACAUAGGAGCAAUUUAUCUUUGUGCGAACCCUGUGUUUCAUUCCAAGAUGAAACAUGUUGCGUUAGACUAUCACUUCGUUCGUGAGCAUAUUCAAUCCGCUGUUCCUCGAGUCGCACAUAUCUCCGGUGAUGAUCAACUUGCGGAUGCUCUCACUAAGCCAUUACCAUCGCAACGUUUUGCAGAGUUAAGUUUCAAGAUCGGAGUCAAGAAACUGCCUCCAUCUUGA
Camelina sativa (false flax) is the source of this 729-nucleotide messenger RNA. The record is from RefSeq and is a predicted model, not a curated record. Lineage: Eukaryota; Viridiplantae; Streptophyta; Magnoliopsida; Brassicales; Brassicaceae.